This is a messenger RNA of Didymodactylos carnosus, 1860 nucleotides long. The record is from the annotation of a GenBank genome assembly. Lineage: Eukaryota; Metazoa; Rotifera; Eurotatoria; Philodinida; Philodinidae.
AUGUGGACUCUAUAUCAAUCAAGUACCGAAAAUGGUGUUGGCCGAGCUGGUAUUGUUCGUUUACAAAAUGGCAUGAAUGGGAACCGUGUAGUAGGUAAGACAUGUGGCGGUGGUACUCGUACUCGUUUUCGUCAAAUGUGUUCAUUGCCUACGCGAGAUUUUACGUCGCAUAUGCAAGAGUGUGAUCGCACGAUAGAUGAUUUAAUUCAAAAAGAAAAUUGUUCUCAAACAUGUACAACAUUUGGUUAUUGGUCACAUGAUAAAAAUCAAUGUAUUUGUGAACAAGGAGUUGCUGGCACUUGCUGCGAUAAAGAUAUCGGCAUUUGGUCACAAUGGUCAUUGUGGUCUAGAUGUGGUCAAUCAAAGUGUGGCUUGUAUGGUGUACGUAAUCGAACACGUGUUUGCCAAUGGCAUACGAAUUUGGUGAAAGAAAAUGAGCAAACAGGAUGUGUUGGCGAUAGAUAUCAAUAUGAAAGUUGUUUGAAAGAAUGUGAUGGCGCUGAGUAUGAUGAUGAGUUUUUUGAAAAAAUGCCCAUGAAUAUAACAGUGGCUCUCGGAAAACAUGCUCAAUUCACAUGUAAACAAAAAAUUGGUACUAUAAAAUGGUUAUUUAAAGGUCAAGAUCUUAGUAGCCAACUGACUGGAAUCGAUUAUAUCAAAACUCUGACGAAUUUUACGCUAUUUAUUUAUCCGAUAUCCUCAAAUUUGGCUGGAUCAAAAAUCACUUGUCAAAUACUGACACCUGAUGGAGAAAGAAUUGAGCGGAAUGCUUAUAUAACAAUAGAAGAACAACUAAAAGAAGACAAUAAUAAAUGUGGUUUAUCGAAUCAAUUAGAGCCGGUAUAUUAUGUUCGUUAUGGCUCGAGUUUUUCCAUCCAAUGUUUGUCGAAAGCUGAUGAUACCUCCAUUAUUUGGGAGAAAAACGGUGCUACUAUAGUGGAUGAUGAUCGUAUAAAAGUUUUAUCUGAAAUGCUAUUUAUUGACACUGUUAACUGGUCUCACAAUGGAACAUAUUCAUGUACAUUACAAACACAAACACAAAUAGCAUGUAGGCAAACAUCGUUUUGGGUACUAAACAUAUUUGAACGGACAGAACAAGUUUCUUCUACAAUUCAUCCAAACUUACUAAAUUAUAUUGGUACAAGUGGUUCUGUGUUAAAUAGUGCCUCUCUAUGGCAUGUCACCAUCUCGUAUCGCGACUUAUCAAAUAAAUUUUCAUACGAUGCAUUUUGCUCCGGACUACUAUUAGAUGAAGACACUGUAUUAACUGUCUCAAAUUGUUUUCAUGAAACAUCUUCGCUUCUACAAAUGUUGAAACAGCAAAAUUUAAAUUAUGAGAAAUCAAAGAUAGUUCUCUAUGUGGGAAAAUAUGAUCGGUACAUAAAGUCGCUCUUUGAAAGAAGUUCAAAUGUUAGAGAAAUGGUGUUCAAUCAAGAAUAUGUUAUUAUUAAAACACAAUUACUUUAUUUAAGUGCUGAAGCAAGACCUUUACGAUUAGCUUUAAUGGAUGAUAUGAGAAAACUAACCGAUUUUCAAUUGUAUGCAACUGGUUGGGGACCUCUAGGAACAAAUAGCCAACAAUCGAUUAGGUUAAAAUAUGUUCAACAACAACUCAUCGACUGUAACAUAACAUCAUCGUCUUAUUUGUGUACAACAGCGGUGGGAUCGAAACUGGGUCCUAAUUUAUGCCCCGGAGAUACGGGCGGUGUGUUAUUUGCAUUGAGUAGAGACAAAAUAUUUGCAUUUGGGUUAGUUGAUCGAUUCCUAAAACCAUACUGUGAUCAAAGAAUAAAACAAGUAACAUCUAUUCUAAGAUUAGAUUCUAUAAAAGAUUGGAUUUUAACAAAUAAAUUACCUUAG